AUGUCUGAAGUACGAGAAGCUGUGCAAGAUACCUUGAAGGUCUCUCAGGCUCCAGUAAUCACAGAUGACUUUACUAAUUGGACAAUUAAUGAAGUGGUUGCGUGGUGUACAUCUUCAUUGGAAAUUACAGAGGAAGAUCUGUUAGUCGAAAAGAUCCGAAGCAACGAGAUUACUGGGGAGCUUCUGCCGGAACUGACGUUUGAAGAUUGCAAGGAACUAUGCGGUGGGGAUCUGAGCAAGUCGAUCAGGCUUAAAGUACUGCUCAAUAAAUUGCAAGAUGAUGCAGAUCAGGAUUCGAAAUUACAGGAACAACAGGAACACAUGGUGGUAGCACUGAAAAACCUUUACUCUACUACUUCCCAGAAGCUGCAGGAUUACCAGACUCAGUAUGGCAGAUUGCGGUUGGAUAUACUGGAGAUAGUAAAGACUUCCAAUGUAGGUCCCAAAACCCCAGCUCAGCAUCAAAAUCUUCAUGCUACACAGGCACCUCAUGAUUAUUUCGACGGACCCCACCAUCAACAGGACUAUAGCCAUACGCAUCUGGGUGCUCCGACCCCCAUGCCAUCUGUGUCCCGAAAGGGGAGCACUCUAUUAUCAAAGCCCAGCGCUAGUCGAUCUAGCUCAUCAAAUUUGAAUGAAGUGCAGGCUGGCGGCAUAGGUAACGAACCGUUGAAACAACUACGAGCUUCCAAGGAAGAUUCAUGUGAACGAAUCCUGAAGAAUGCAAUGAAGAGACAUAAUUUGGCCGAUCAUGACUGGAGACAGUACGUCUUGGUAAUAUGCUAUGGUGACCAGGAGAGAAGACUGGAUCUUGAAGAGAAGCCGGUUCUAAUAUUUAAGAAUUUGAAACAGCAGGGAUUGCAUCCAGCGAUUAUGUUAAGGAGGAGAGGGGAUUUCGAGGAACUAAAUAUGGGUGGGGACGACGUUACGCCGGGCGGGAGGUUAUGA
Molecule: messenger RNA, 948 nt
Organism: Torulaspora delbrueckii
Lineage: Eukaryota; Fungi; Ascomycota; Saccharomycetes; Saccharomycetales; Saccharomycetaceae
Gene: STE50
Product: Ste50p
Exons: 1
Coding region: 1-948 (315 amino acids)
Biological process (GO): signal transduction
Source: RefSeq, a predicted model, not a curated record